AUGCCACUCGCAAAUCAGACAAGAUUGAGCCAGUUGACAGAAAGCAAAAUCAAAGAGUAUCGCGAGGCGUUCAACCUGUUUGACAAGAACCAUGACGGUAUUAUUACCACGCAGAAGCUAGGUCGCGUGCUAAGGGCCAUGGGCCUGAACCCCACCGAGAUCGAGAUACAGGAGAUGAUAGACGACGUGGAUCCCGAGGACACCGGAUGCCUCGACUUCGACAGCUUCCUGAACAUCGUGGCGAGCCGGAAGUUUGACGACGAGGACCACGAGGACGCGCUCAAGGAGGCCUUCCGGAUGUUUGACAAGGAUGGCAACGGAUACAUCGACGCGGAGGAGUUACGCGUGUGCAUGAUGAACCUUGGCGAAAAGCUAACGCUAGAGGAGGUAGAAGAAAUGAUCCGGGAGGUCGACAUUGACUUUGAUGGCCGCAUGAAUUAUGAAGAGUUCGUCCAACUGAUGUGCUCAAAGUAUGCCCUGGAAUAA
Dreissena polymorpha is the source of this 486-nucleotide messenger RNA. RefSeq names its product neo-calmodulin-like. Gene Ontology annotation, cellular component: myosin II complex. The coding region runs from base 1 to 486 and encodes 161 amino acids. The record is from RefSeq and is a predicted model, not a curated record. Gene Ontology annotation, molecular function: calcium ion binding. The transcript has 5 exons. NCBI's taxonomy places the organism in Eukaryota, Metazoa, Mollusca, Bivalvia, Myida, Dreissenidae.